AUGGCCGAAAGUAAAAGCCAAAUUACACGUCCUACUUUUUUCGAGGAGGAAGACGUAAGAAUAGACGACGUUCUAUCUACAAACACGAAAAGAAACAAAAGAAAGAAAAAGAAGCCCACAACAACAAAUACUAUAAUAGCACAACUAACCCAAGAGUUUCAAGAAACUACAAGUCCCAUAGACGAAAAUGACAAUGUCACACACAGUAGGGGCAGCGAACCCAUACAGAACAGUGCAGAAUCGUCCCUAACGACCCAAACCUCACUGGGCUAUGCAGAGCUGUCUCCUAAAACCAAAACUGGUACAACGCCUGUCACCCACGAACAAUACAUAGAUGCUGAUUUUUCGAACGCGAUCGACUAUAUAAAACCUCUCUUUAAAUCAAUACGCAGCCAAACAGAAUACCUUAGCAGGACGUGUCCUCAAGUAAGAAGGGCAAGAGACGAACUCAUGACUCUCGAGGUAAUACCGGAUCCUGCUUCCAUAGCCCGUACACUCUUGACGCUCGCAAGAACAGUGUCCGAUUGUACAAAGGCAAUCGAUACACUCAUCACCAACACUGUGCAAAAUGACAUGUGCGAAUUUGGAAAUAAUAGCGACAUGCAUACCAACGCACCAAUUGUAACACAGAAUCAAGAAUCCUCCUCAAAUCAUACCGACACUACCAGAUGUGGUAAAUUCGAUAUCGCCUAUGAAAAGAACGCGAAAGUCCAAUCGAUUGACUCGACUGACGAAGCGAUAAACAUUACCAAUGAUAUUCACAUCAGCCGCGAAACAACAGAUGCAUGCGUCGAUGAAAUUGAAUCAUGUUCAAGAAAUGCAGAAGAAAGCAACGUUUACCAAUGCAAAGAAGAUUCAAUUUCUACCCAAAUAAUGGAUAUCUCGGAUACCUCAACAUUCAAAUCUCAAGAUAGACUUGCAUUACCGCAGAGCAUGUUCGAUAACCACGAUGGAUGCGCUGAUCGACAAAUGUUCCCUGGAUGUGCGCAGGCCGGAAAGCGAGGACUGCCGGCAGGAUGCCUGUUUGUUGCAAGUUUGGAUGCAACAAAAUCUGAAGACCAUCUUCAACAGGCUGUAUCUAGACAUUUCACGCAGUGGGGCAGAGUUCUUCACGUUAAAGUUCUUAGAGACUGGGCAGACCGUCCUUAUGCAUUCGUUCAAUUCGAGGACAUUAACGACGCAGAAGUUGCGUUGAAAGAAGCUCAUAAUUCAUGGAUUAACGGUCGACAGAUUAGAGUAGAAAAGGCCCGGGUGAACAGAACCCUCUUCGUGGCUAAAUUGAACCCUGAUCACGUUGAAGAAGAAAUCAGAAGCAUACUUGAGCAAUUUGGUCCCCUCGAGGAGAUCAGCAUUCCGAAGAAUUUCAAUACUGGUCGUAACAAGGGCUGUGGGUUCGUUAAGUUCUGUUACAGAGACGAUGCAAUUGUCGCAUUCAACUCUCUUCGUCAGACCACUACUUAUUUUCUUGAGUGGGCUGAGAAUCUUGAUAAACCUCCGUUUGAAACAAAUGAAGAAGACACGCACUCUCUAUACGUCGGAAAUCUAAACGAGAAUCUCAUAACAAAAGAAUUAUUGCACGAUAGAUUUGAACCUUAUGGAAAAAUCGAAGAUAUUCAUUUGGUCAAUCGUGGUAGAGAUUAUGGCAAACCCGCAUAUGCCUUCAUUCGAUUUAGUGAAGCGCUUUCGGCCGAGGCAGCCAUAGUCCAAGAGAAUAACGUGGAGUACUUGGAGCGUCAGAUAAAGGUCCGGCGGCGUCUCACACAAGAAUAUCGCAACUUCCAGUUCGAACUUAACCGUCAACAUAACGAAAUUCGCCGGCGAUCGGCUGGACAUCAUAAGAAUACUAAUUUCCUGGGAAACAAUCAAACAGUUUCUCACAUCUACGCAAAUACUGCUCAAUAUAAUCAAGGAUCUGGUAGCAUACCACCGACAACUUUUUAUCCACCUGUACAAAUUAUUCCUCCUAAUCAUAGUGGAUUGUCACCCGUUUCGGUAACUUCGCCAGGAAGCUUUAGUGAGAGAAGGAGCAUACCAAUACAAAGACCAGAUUUUCACAUGUUUCCACCCAUGCCGUUUGUACAGACAAUGGAUGGGCAAUUAUAUCCCUUUGUGCCUUAUUAUCAUGAAUCGGCGGGCACCUUUGCCAUGUAA
Messenger RNA from Paraglomus brasilianum, 2151 nucleotides. The record is from the annotation of a GenBank genome assembly. NCBI's taxonomy places the organism in Eukaryota, Fungi, Glomeromycota, Glomeromycetes, Paraglomerales, Paraglomeraceae.